AUGGAGACAGCGUGGAGCAAUAUUUUAGACUACAAAAACGUUUCGGAUCGUUAUGUGUUAACUGAAGAAGACAAGAAAGGUGCUUUCGCAAGACAAUACUUUGAAGUCUACGAAGCUCGAGUGAAUGCACUGAAACCAAGAAUUAUCGAGAUCGCUGAAAGAGAUAUUGGUAAAGGAAAAUUCAAGCACAUAUCAUUGAGCGAUGCAAAACAAGACGAAGAAAUUUUUGUCAUUGGAGUAAUUGUGAAAAGAAUAGCAGCGAGGCCUUCAAUUCUAAAAUCUCUGUUGAAUGAAGACAAAGUUGCGUACGAUGAUUAUGAAGGAGACGAAGAAGAUGAUGUGAAGAGAUAUGCUGGAAGUAGUGAAGAUCGUAUUGAACUAGAGUCUGAAAAGCAGACAGUUCGCCUCGAUGGAGCUAUUUCAAUGGAUGAAUGUGCCACUGGAUGCUGUGUCGGAGUUCUGGGAAAGUUAGGCAAAGAAGGCGUCUUUCAUGUGAAUCGACUUAUUUGGCCAUCUUCAAAAAUUUCCAAGAAGUCAGCUGCUGAGGGAACAAUUGUUUUCGUUAGUGGACUUGAGUUAACUGGAGAUAUGGAAGACGAUCAACUCACAAUCUCGGGACUUGAAUUUAUGUCGGAAUGGAUGAACAGCGAAGCUCUCGGAGAAAAUCAGUGUCCUCCCAUUGAUCGUGUUGUUGUAAUUGGCCCGAUUGUUGAGACGAAAUCGAACGGAUGUGAUGUUCAGUCAGUUGUAAGAACACUUACUUUAUCGCGAACUGAGAAACAAUCAUCUGCGAAAGCACUGAUAACCGUUGAUAAAUUGAUCAGUUCGAUUGCUGAAAAACCGUUGGUGAACACUGUUGAUGUGACACCUGGUGUUGGCGAUCCAUGCUCAUCGAUGUGGCCGCUUCCACCAAUUCACAGAGUUUGUCUGCAGCGUUGUGCUAUGAGCCAGAAGAAAGUGAAUCUUGUGACAAAUCCGUAUGAGUUCGAAGUGAAUGGUCUACGAGUGAUGACUAUGUCUGGCGAAAAUGUCACGGAGCUUUUGCGUACUUCUCACAAAUGGACCGGUGCUGAUGUUCUCGCUAACCUUGUCAAAUGGCAACACGUCGCACCUAAUUGUCCAGAUACGCUAGAUGCGUUUCCUAUGGCUGAAAGAGAUCCACUCGUUAUGGAAACCACCCCACACAUUAUUGUCUGCGGUAAUCAGCCACAAGCCGAGUUCCGACGUGUUCCAAUCGACGGAUCUGACUCUACGUGUCUUGUUGUUUGUCUGCCGAAAUUCUCAAAAACCCGUGUUGCAUGCUUCUUAAACUUGAAGGAUCUCUCGAUGAAAUGGCAGAACUUUGAUCAUCAAUACUAA
Messenger RNA from Caenorhabditis remanei, 1359 nucleotides. RefSeq lists its product as uncharacterized. Gene Ontology annotation, cellular component: delta DNA polymerase complex. The record is from RefSeq and is a predicted model, not a curated record. Bases 1 to 1359 code for a protein of 452 amino acids. Gene Ontology annotation, biological process: DNA strand elongation involved in DNA replication; DNA replication. Gene Ontology annotation, molecular function: DNA binding. Lineage: Eukaryota; Metazoa; Nematoda; Chromadorea; Rhabditida; Rhabditidae. The transcript has 5 exons.